This is a messenger RNA of Apis cerana (Asiatic honeybee), 2704 nucleotides long. RefSeq lists its product as uncharacterized. The record is from RefSeq and is a predicted model, not a curated record. Lineage: Eukaryota; Metazoa; Arthropoda; Insecta; Hymenoptera; Apidae.
GUGUCCUGAGCAAGUUUAUUGGUUAGAUUUUCUUUAACCACAUUCUAAAUAAGAAGAAAUUCGUUUAAUUGACAAGUGUUUCCAAGAAAUCUCAAGACUAUUAGUAAAUAUAAUAGUAUAUUUACUAAAAGAAAAUCUUAUAUAAUUUGACAUAACCCCCGAUGAUUGAUUUUCUUUUUGAAAAAUAUAUUUUACAUAUAUAUUUUUUGAUUUCAAUAUUUAUAUACUAUCAAGAUUAUUGAAAAUAUUGUUCAACAAGUCAUACAAAGAAAUUAUGUGUUCUAACAAAUAUUCGAAUAAGUUUUUUUUUUAAGAAAACGAAAUAGAAGAUUCGAAGAAAAUGGGAUCAAAACAAAAAAAUUUUAAUGACAAGGAUGAUGAUGACGUGAGCGUGAUAGCUGUGAUAGGAAAAGAAAACGAUCGAACUUCACGACAGCAGCAAGAUGAAGAACUGGAUGAGAAACAAGAGGAUGAACGAGUGUUCGAGUUGAGUGACGAACGAUCCAAAAUGGCACUUCGGAAGCAACUCGAUCUGGGAUCGUUAUCGACCGAGCUAGGUAAUGUAGCACAGAAUUACUAUGAGGGCAUAGAAAUUUUGCAAAAGCUGCCUCCAGGAACAAUAGUUAUUAAACAAGAAAAGAGAUAUAAGGAUGAUAGUGAUUACGUGCGGGAUUCAACGGAAAUCAGUAGUGGCGGAUCGACUUCAAGUAAUGGAGUAACGAAAGUUAAGAGGAUUUAUCGAUCUACGAGGAAAAAUCGUGGAACCACGGAAGUCAGAAGAAAUCCUAUACGUGUUACAAAAAAAGAACCAGAUAAAAAUUUUUCUCGGCCAAGGCAGCGAUUACUUUCUGCAAAACGGAAGGAAAUGCUCUUUAACUCUGAGCCUACUAAACGUGGAAAAUCUUCUACAAUGCCCUAUAUGAACACAAGAUCUGUUACUCGUAAAAUGUAUAAUGUGGGAGCAACUUAUCAAGCACCUACUUUAAAAGAUGAAACAGAAUGGAAAGAAUGGCCAGUUCAUGGUAUGCAUGAACGACCAGUAUUUCAUCCACAGAUUGGUCUAGCUGCAGAAUAUUUAGGACGUUACUUUACGAGUUUAGAUGGUCUCUCUUAUCGAGAAAUAAUCGAUCGACCGGAAAUAGAAGUGGUAUCCGUAGAUCCUCAUUGUGAUUAUCUUUCUUCAUCUACGGAAAAAAAAAGAGACAAAAAAACGAAAUCUAAUAAAAGUUGUCCCAAUUCUAAGAAUACAAAAAAACCUUCUAUGGAAUCGUCCGAAAAGAAUAAAUCUUUUGAAAGUUGCAUGCAUGAAAGUUUUCACUGCGUUCUAGGUUAUUGUUCACAAGUAAUGACACCAACUUAUAAAAUGAAUGUAGAAGGAAAGAUAAACAUGUUAAACGAUAAUAAAAAUUUAUCUAAUAUUUCUAAAGAAAUCGAUAAAGAACCGUCUAAAUCGAAUAUCGUUGAUCGGAAUUCUAAACGCGAAUCCUCUGUUAGUUUUAAGGAAAAUUUACAAAAAUCAAUUGAAGAAAACAAAUUCCUUGAUAAUUGCGGAAUUACUAUGUUCCCACAAAAUGUUAAGAGCUUUACUCAGGUUCCAAAAACGCGUUUGUUUCCAACUCAAAAGGUUUACAUAGCUAAUUCCUCGAAAUCCAUUGCUUUUACCAAUCUAAAAACGCUUCAAGGAGGACAUAUGAAGAUUCAAGAAGUAAUACGAUCUUCUAAAAGUCCUUUUAUUCUAGUAAAUCCUCCUGAUUCAAAAGAAACACCACUUUUAAAAACGUUUACAAGCAAUAUAAAUGUGAAUAAAGCAGAAGAAUUUCCUGCCAGUGAAGAAACUUUAGGUGAAGUAACAUCUAUAUAUAAGAAUGUAUCUAAUGAAGAGUUGAAUGCAAAACAAACGCCUGUAAAACGAGGAAAUAAAGUAGAAUUUACAGUAACAAAAUAUCUUUUGAAUAAUAUGCAACAGAAUAAAGUUCAAGUGGGAAAAGAAUCAUCUUCGAUUGAAAAAAAAUUAUGUUACGAGACAACAUGCAGAGAAGUGAACGUUAAGACUAUGUCUGGUGGCAUAAGCAAAACUUGGUGUGCCGGUGAGACCUCAGAAAUAGCGAAAAUUCUUUCGGAAUAUAAUAAAAGUAAUCUAAAAAAGCCAGCCAUAGAAAAUCAAACUUUCUGCAAUAACAUGAAGAAUAUUAAGAUUAAAGAACUUACUAAUAAAGAAGGAAAUGUGAAACAAGAUGUCCAAGAAAGUGUUAUGGAUAAAAAUGUGAAUAUAACCUUUCCUCAGGGAAAAUGGCGGCGAUUUCACUUAACUGUGGAGAAAUUGAAAGAUCUAAAAAGUAAUUCUAAUGAAAAAAAACAUUCUUUGGGAGUUCUGAAUGGACAAUCAUUAUUUAAAAUGGAUCAAACAACCGGAGAAAUCUCGUCUGAUAGAAAAAUUGAAAUUCCAAAGCAAUUAGAUAUGGUUCAAAUAAGUCAACCAUCUAUAAUGAAUUCCGAAAAGAAAGAAAAUACUUCGACAGUUAAUACUAGCAUAGAUACAACAACAAUGAAAACACAAUCUUUACAAGAAUUAUUAGAAGAUACGGCCAUGUUAUAUUGCGCCGCCACUGGAACUCAUCAAGAUGAUUUGGCUAAUUAUAUUGAUAACUUAGAUGCUGCACAGAGUAUACAAUGGUUGGAAACUUGUAAUGAUUUAAUUGCAUGA